Ustilaginoidea virens is the source of this 738-nucleotide messenger RNA. RefSeq lists its product as uncharacterized. Gene Ontology annotation, cellular component: extracellular region. Bases 1 to 738 code for a protein of 245 amino acids. The record is from RefSeq and is a predicted model, not a curated record. NCBI's taxonomy places the organism in Eukaryota, Fungi, Ascomycota, Sordariomycetes, Hypocreales, Clavicipitaceae. The transcript has a single exon.
AUGGCAAACGAGCCGUCCCUACGACGGAAACUUUCGACAUCAGACAUCAGACAUCAGACAUCAGACAUCAGACAUCAGACAUCAGACAUCAGCACCAGCAUCAGCAUCAGCAUCAGCACCAGCGUCAUCAUCAGCAUCAGCAUCAGCCUCCUCCCCUCUCACAAACCCUCCCCUUUUUUGAACCAAGCCUUGCCCACCCCCUUCGCCAAAAUGCUCUCCGUCAAAAACAUCCUCUUCCUCGCCGUUGCCGCCGCCGGCUCCGUCAUCAAGCGCGACGUCAGCCAGACCAAGUCCAACCUCAAAACCAUCAACUCGGACACGCAGAGCGUCACCUCGGCCGUCAACGACUACAACGGCGGGGGGAUGUUUGCCGCCAUGCCCAUCAUAAACGCCGAGCAGACGCUCGACAACGACAUUCAAAGCGCCACCAACAACGCCAACAAGCUGGGCACCAUAAGCACGGCCGACGCCAAAGCCCUCAUUGACUACAUCGGCAACACCAUCCAGCCCAGCAUGAGGACCGCGCUCAAGGCGCUCAAGUCCAAAAAGCCCCAGUUUGACGCUGACCAGCUCACUGGCGUCGUGCACGACACUCUCCAGUCCCUGCAGUCUGACACGGACAAGCUGGCUGAUGCUCUGAUCAAGGCCGUUCCCGCUAGCCAAAAGAGCCAAGCCAAGGCUCCCAAGGAUAAGAUUGAUGCCGACUUUAACGACGCCAUUGCUUAUUUCUCCUCCUAG